Molecule: messenger RNA, 878 nt
Organism: Cotesia glomerata
Lineage: Eukaryota; Metazoa; Arthropoda; Insecta; Hymenoptera; Braconidae
Exons: 4
Coding region: 109-546 (145 amino acids)
Source: RefSeq, a predicted model, not a curated record
CAAAAAUACAAAAAUAAAAAUUACAAUAGUAUAUAACAUUGAACAAUUAAUAAUUUUUACUGAAAAGUUCUAAUAUAUUUAAAAGUUAAUACUGUAUAUUUAAUUGACAUGCCAGGAGAUAUUUCUUAUCAUCAUGGCCAACGAACCCUGGCACGUCGUCGUAUCCCCGUGAUUAGUAUCGAUGGUUAUCAGUACAUGUGCUCCAAAAUUAAUCCUAAUGUCACGUAUGUUGUAUGUAAGUAUAAAAAAAUAAAAAAUUGCAAGUUUAGAGGACAAAUAGUCAAUAAUCGACUUGUCAUUUCGAAUGAUCAUAAUCACGCUAGGAUCAGCAAUGCACAAGUCAUUUAUCAUUUUGAAGAAUCUUUGUUUAACGAGGUGAAAAAAGAACAUUUCAAGUCACUGAGAGUUAUUUAUGAUGAAAUGAGUUUACUUCAUUAUGAAGCCGCUGUUCAUGUCCCAUGGGUAAAUAUUAAAUCAAAAAUGUUAAGGUGGAGGCGACAAACAAGACCAGUAAAGUUUUCAAUAAAUAAAAAUAACAUCCACUAGAUGGAAGCAUAACAGUACAACUGCACUUAUGGCCAACUUAAAAAAAUGAAAUCCCUAUUUUUGAAAAUAUCUCCAAAUGGAAAUAAAAGUAUUUGGUAAAGAGUUCAAAUGAACAAAUGGAUCAAUGGACAUUUUUUUAAAUAGACAUUUAUGAAAAUGGAUAAUAAUAUAAAAAGACAUCAGUAAAAAUGGUUAAAAAUACAAAUGUACAAUUGAAUAAAUGGAAUAGUCACUUAAUGAACAUAUGAUUUUAUGAACAAUUGAAAAAAUGGACAUUUGAAUAAAUGGACAUUUGUAUAAAUGCCCAUUAAUAAAAAUGAACUCUGUAAAAA